GAAAAUCGGAGGUUGGGGCGCCGCCCUAGGAAGUAUAGGAGCCGUUCGCCAGGUAGCGCCACUCCAUAUCAAUAUACGGGGGCACGGUGCUCGUGAAAAGGCGUCAAAAACUUAGCAAAUUUAUCGUGGAUCUAGUCAAGUGCGGUAUUCGCGUAUUGUUGGUACUAUCGGAGAGUUAAAACUGUAUCGUGUGUGUAUAUGUGAUAGGUUCGGGGCGUGUGAUUUCCGGCGUUAACCGAAACUCAAAUACAAAGUAAAAUAACCGAAUGCCUCGCGAAGCUGCCGACAAAGGUAAUAUGCGUUCGGGAUCGUCGAACAGAAGGAGGGACGUCGUCUAAACUAUUUUGUAUUGCGCGCAUGCUUGUACACUCGCCAUUUUGAAGGUAAAAUGAUGGUUUGGAAACGAGACUGACAGAGAUUUAAUUGAGACUGGAGGGGCUCGAGGAAAAGAAAAGGAUACGGUGAUAAGCAGGUGUGAACUGUGGAGAAGGCCUCGGCCACCCAUACAGGACGUCUGCUACUAUGCCAGCUUUUCCCAGGCCCGGUAGCCUGAAGGACCCCGAAAUAGCUGUGUUAUUUGAGAAAAAUGAUCCGGAGAAAAUAUUUGAGGAUCUGCGUGAAAUUGGGCAUGGUAGCUUCGGAGCAGUUUAUUACGCGCGAUGCCUCGUCACGAGGGAAAUUGUUGCUAUCAAAAAAAUGUCUUAUCUCGGCAAACAGACUGUCGAGAAAUGGCAGGAUAUUCUCAAGGAAAUUCGAUUUCUUCGACAACUCAACCAUCCCAAUACUAUUGAAUACAAAGGAUGCUACCUCAGAGAUCACACUGCAUGGCUUGUGAUGGAAUAUUGCCUCGGCUCAGCAUCUGAUAUAAUAGAAGUCCAUAAACGGCCUCUCAAAGAAGAUGAGAUAUCUGCAAUCUGCGAAGGCGUUCUUCGAGGCUUACACUAUCUUCAUUCCUUAGGGAGAAUCCAUAGAGACGUAAAAGCAGGAAAUAUUCUACUGACUGAAAAUGGUACGGUAAAGCUGGCUGAUUUUGGAUCUGCCAGCAUCAAGUGCCCAGCUAACAGCUUUGUAGGCACACCGUAUUGGAUGGCUCCCGAAGUUAUUUUAGCCAUGGAUGAAGGACAGUAUGAUGGGAAAGUGGAUGUCUGGUCAUUAGGAAUCACAUGUAUUGAAUUAGCUGAAAGAAAACCACCUUACUUUAACAUGAAUGCCAUGAGUGCUUUGUAUCAUAUUGCUCAAAAUGAUACUCCGACUCUAAAUUCACCAGAUUGGACAGAUCUAUUCCGGAACUUUGUAGAAGUAUGUUUAACUAAAAAUCCAAUUGAAAGACGUACUUCGGGCAAGUUGCUGUCGCAUCAAUUUGUGACUAGAACACGUUCUCCGCACGUCUUGAUCGACCUGAUUCAGAGAACAAAAGCUGCCGUGAGGGAACUGGAUAAUCUCAACUAUCGGAAAAUGAAGAAAAUACUGAUGAUUGAUGCUUGUGAAACCGAAAGUACGGUUGGAGAUGCUGAUGACACACCUGACGAGCAGACAGGUGGUGACAGUAGUAAGAGCAAUUCUAUAACGUCAGAGCACUCGAUUCAUUCAAUGGGUGUUUCAGCAAGUUCUCAAAGUUCCUCCACCAAUAGCUUACCGCUGCCAAUUGCUGAUUCAAAUGAAUACUCGACUGGUUCUGUGAGGAAUCGUCACAAGAUUUCAGCUGGUGUUACUGCCAAUCUAAUUGAACAUGGUGCUAAUAACUUUGCCACUAUUAGAACUACAUCAAUAGUCACCAAACAACAAAAGGAACAUAUGCAGGAAGAAAUGCAUGAGCAAAUGAGCGGCUAUAAACGAAUGAGACGAGAACAUCAAGGUGCUCUGUUUACCAUGUUCAUUUGCCAUUGUUUUCAGGUAAAAUUAGAGGAACGUUGUAAAAUGGAGGUUGAGUCGCACAAGCAAUUGUUGGACAAAGAAUACGAAACCUUACUUCAACAGUUUAGCAAAGAGUUAGAGAAAUUGCAACUCAGACAUCUUCAGGAGUUGGAGCGAAAAUUAAAGCAAAAUCAAAAUGCAGAGAAGAAAUUGCAGAAAGAAAUAUCCAGCCGGCAAGAGGCUGACCGCAAAGCGUUGGAAGCUCAGCAAAAACGUGACUACAAGGCUUAUAAGGAACGAUGGAAGAGGGAGCUAUCGCAAGAUGAAGUGACACCAAAGCGACAGCGGGAUGCUACACUACAAAGUCAUAAAGAUAGUUUACGGCAGAUGGAAGCUCAAGACGAGCAAAGACUUGCUAGAGGACAACGCGAAUAUCUUGAUCUCGAGAUUCGUAAAUUUCGUAGAAAAAAAUUACUCAUUUUCCAUAGUCUGGAGCAGGAACUCUUAAGAGAGGAGCUGAAUAAAAGACAGCAGCAGCUUGAACAAGCUCACGCAAUGCUACUGCGUCACCAUGAAAAAACUCAGGAACUCGAAUACAGACAACAAAGAGCAGUACAUGCACUUCGGGAGGAACAGGUGCAACGGCAGCAUACCACGGAAUUGUCCAAUCAACAGGACUAUAUGCAGCGGGCUGAACGUGAUUUACGCAAGAAGCAUGCACUCGAACUUAAACAACAACCCAAAAGUCUGAAGCAAAAGGAAAUGCAAAUACGCAAACAAUUUCGAGAGACAUGCAAAAUUCAGACACGUCAGUAUAAAGCGCUCAAAACACAGAUAUUACAGACCACUGCCAAAGAUGAGCAGAAAGCAGUGAUUAAAAAACUGAAAGAAGAGCAGAGACGGAAGCUUGCUCUGUUGGGUGAUCAAUAUGAACAAAGCAUCGCUGAAAUGUUACAAAAACAAAGUAUUCGAUUGGAUGAAUCACAAGAAGUUGAAUGUCAUCAGCUCAAGGAGAGAUUAAAUUAUGAGUUAGAAAUUCUGAUGGCAUAUCAGUCAAAGAAUAAAAUGCAAGCUGAGGCUCAGAGAAAUCGAGAGCGACUUGAAUUGGAAGAUCGCGUUUCAGUAAGGCGAGCACUUCUUGAACAAAAAAUGGAGCUGGAAACGCAGCAGUUCUUACAGGAACGCAGUGAACGAAUCCGUUUGCUCCAUGAAAGACAGGAACGAGAGCUGCAACAAUUUGAUGAAGAGAGUGCCAGAAUUGGCUUUAGUGCACUGGCGAUAGCAGAGGCAUCAAAAGAGUCUUAUCCCGAUGACGAGAGCCUUAGUGGCUCGAUGCUAAGUCUGGCUCACAGUAAUAGCUCUACAUCCUUCCCCCCGAAUAGCCUCUAAUCUUAACUAUUAUAUAACAUACGUCUGACUGCAGUUUGUGCUCUUGAAUUGACCUCCUAAAUAUUUGCUAACUUAUAAACAAUGGUUGUCAAUUCGUUGUGCCUGCACCAAUACCUAAGAGAACAGGAAAUUACUGCUGGAUAUUAGGUUGAACAUGGGAUAAUUUAUUAUUUGAAUUGUUAGCCCUGAUCAAAUCCAAACGUAAACAAUACGAAGCCCUUUUAUAUGUACAAACGAACUAAGUUUUCACACGUUUUAAACCUUUCUUCAUUCGAACAACUAACUUUCUAGUACGAUUUGCUAAGAUAGUUGAGAAUCAUUAAUUAUAUUUCUUGUCUCUAAAAACCCCACCUCGAUAAUUACUUGAUAUUCUAAAUGAGUAGGGUGUGGUUGUGCAAAGCUACUGUAAAGGUAUUAAAACAAAACGUACUAAACUUGAUAUUUUUAUAACUUUUCCGUAACUACAGUUUUGUUUUUUUACAUAUAUUUUUUGUACUUUCUGUACGUCUUCCAAUGCCACAUCGUGUAAACAUUGAAACUGUACAAGGUGUGAAAGUAAGACUUGAUCAGCAAACAUAUUACGUACAUGUACACAUAUUAUUGAUUUUUAUUUGUUAUUUUGACCAUAUUCAUCUGAGAAAACUUGCGUAAAAUCAGAAACACAGAAUAUUGUAUGAUUCACAGCAAUACUUACGAUGCAUGAUAUAAUCUAUAGUAAACGUCUCAUGUUUACUUUGAUAUCCAGUACACUUUCCAAUUUUAUACUCUUGAACCAUACUGUGACUUUCCUUUCCUUUCCUUCCCUUUCCUUCCUGUUCCCUUCCUUCAUUUCUUAGUAUCUCUACUACCUGUAUUUGUUAUAUAUCUUUUAUCUAAUUCAUUAAUUCAAUAAAUAAUACAACGUCAGAUGAUUGUGACAGUUUUAACGCAAGAUGAAGAAGCAGAAAUUUGACUGAUUGCAAAAAUUAAUAUACGCAUAUUCAGUAUAUUUGAUUACGUAAUCACUACACUUUGCAAAAAUAGUGAUAAAAUUGUUACCAUUUCUAAUUGACUUCGUUCAUUUGCUUGUUUGUUAGUUUUAUUUGCUUUAGAACUUGAAAGAAACUGAAGUCCGUUAAAACGUUAUUUGAAACGGUUAGCGGAUGUUCACAGCUACCGUAGUUAUGAGAUUCCUUGUCUGGAAAAAAAAUUGGUAAAACUCGAUGACAAAAUAAAGACAGUUAAAGACAGUUAAAAAAAAUUGACCUGUUGUAUUAAUUUCAAACAUCGAAAUCGACAAACUAUUGAAUGAAUUCAAGCUAUCAAUUAAAAACUAAAUAUAAAAUGGGGGAAAAAAUGUUUGUGCAAUAUGAUCCUAUCAGUUUAUAAUUCACGUUUAUUAAGAUUAUUCUUAUUUUUCAUUUGAGUGAGUACUUAUUCAAUUACUUUGACAAUGUGCUUAUUGUCAAAGCCAUGUCAGUUAUCGAGUAUUUGCAACUGAAAAGACAGACUUUACAAUGCGAAAGUUGGCUGGGUUUAAUGAUAAAAGAUUGUCACUACACUAACUUGAUAAAUGGGUCGUUUGCAAAGAUGCAAUUGAGGAGGUGAGAAGUAUGUAUACAAUAUUUAUUAAUGAAUUAUUCAAUUAUGUGUUCAAUUAUUGUGAUAUAAGUCUUUGCAAAGAGAACAUGGAGGUCGCAAUUGGCUCGGAUAUGUGUUCAGUGCAUGAUGCUUGUCAAAAUUGUCACAAUCAACUGAAGCUACUACCAUUAGAGUGGCGCGAUAUGUACAUAUACAAAAACACGCUAAACAUAAUACACUAUUAAAGUGAAAAGUAAUAAUAAAGGAAAUUGAUGUAAAUCCGUAUGCAGUGGAAAAUGUAGGAGAGUUUAGAACUUGUUGUCAGUUAAUGGACUAUUUUGCAAACGUCUCAACAUGUUUCAAAGAUGCUAAGAUCAACUCGUGCUAUUAACGUAUCGAUUUCCGUAGUUUUCAUUUGAAUGCAAUUGAUGAAAAUUAAAAACAGAAAAGAAAUGUUAUAAUCUGAAAUCGAUUACUCCUUAUUGGUAUUGUAGAAUCAUCUUUUCUAUUACUUUUUAAUUACGGAUAAAACCAUUCGAUCUGCAACUUAAGAAAUCGGGUUUUAUAUGUAGCACAAAUUGUUAAUCUUGUACUGCGGUUAUACAUGAGAAAGUUAAUUCCAUUUCAAUCGUAACUAUUAUUUGAAUUUAGUAAAAAACACCACUUUGGAAUAUCAAUUUUCGAUGUUGUCAGCAUUUGUAAAUAUUUGUUUGCUAUGUUUAUUGUUACGAAAUGGAACCUUAGGUAAGUCGACUAGAACUUGUAGACAGUGAUGUUUACAGAUACUCUCCAAAGUUACGCUUCAACGCAGUAUCAGGCUUUAACUAGGCAAAUUGUAAUUUCGUUUCACGUAGCGGUAUUUUUUAUGUAAACCGAGGUCUAGAAAGUUGUAGAAAACUAAGCCUGAGGGCCCAAGUUGAAAACCAAUUUUUUGGUUGUAGCACUUUAUCGUAAAACCGUCACUACGAUGCAACAAAAAGGGAUAACGUUAGCAUUGCAAUGUUGUAAACUCACGGUUCAUCGAAUUUUCACCAGCCUGUUCUGUUAUCAGCAUAUUCAUUCCACUUGCUAGACCAAAAUGGGUGGACUUAAUUUACUUUUAGGAACAUAUCUAAUAUCAUGCAACUAAAGUAACGUGACAAAUUAUGUUGCUUAUUUUUUCAACAUCUUACAACUACAUUUUAUUCUUUUUACUGUAGCAGCAACAGCUCCAUAAAUGAAUACCAGAAUAAUGGUGUUUAGAUUUGGUACACAAAUUUUUCAAAAUUAACAUUAUGUCCUAUUCCAUAAUCUUCUAUGCCUGAAGAGUGAUGCCUUUGGUGAUCAAAAUGUCGAUUUUCUUUCAUUCCAUUGAUCUCGAACAGUCUUAAUUGACCUGUGAAUAUUAUUGAUCAGUAGAUUGUUUGUUACCGAUUUUUUUUCGUCUUCAAGUUCAAAAUGAAUACAUAGUAGUGAAUUUUGAAAAACACUGGAAUCUCAAUAAUAUCAAGUCACACUGAGUAACCUCACUGAAAGCUGUAUUUGAGCACGAAAAAUAACAUAUGAAAGGAGGUGAAAAAUGUAUUUAGCGCCAACUCCAGUACACAUCGAAUUAGAAAAAUGUUCAGUCAUUUAUUUAUAACAAUCAUCAUGACUCAUGCUUGCUUCCUCAGAAGCCAGCUUACCUGCCAAGUUUAUUUAUUCAUAUAUAUUCCACUAAUCAUAUAAUGUGAAGUGAAUAGAAUAUCUGUAACUUCAACUUCAUAAAUAUCAUAUUCCAGAUAUAAACACCUGUAUCUCUAUGAUGGAGAUAAAUUGAGUAUAUUUCUGUUAAUUCACAAACAUAAAAACUUACAUGAUUAGUAACAAUAGAAACCUUAAUCCGCAUACUUAGCAAUUGUAACGUGUUCCCUAUUUGUGUAUCAUGGGCCCUGUGUGAAUCUAAUUUGUGAGCUUAUCGUAUGGUCAUACAUGCUCACGUAAAAAAAGUAACAUAAACAUAUACUUGAUUAUAAACAGAAAUAGGUACAUACGAGUAUAGAUAAAUAUUCUCUAUUAUUAUAUACAUAUAUAAUUAAACUAAAGAAAACCAAUACCUUUAUAGCAAGUAACCAAUCAAGAAAAAAAAAUUAAUAAGCAACGCACGCAUUGUCAGUAAUCCGAUGUAUCGUCGGUCUUAAUAAUUAUAAUAAUUAUUAUCAUAAUUAAUUAUUUUUAUUUUUAAGUUUAGGUAGAGUAUAAAUACAUUUUUUAACUAAACUGAUGGAUGGGGCAGAGUGAGCGUGUGCUACAUUAAAACAAUUAGACCAACGUUUGUUACAUGCACUUCAGCCACUCAAAACCACUAUGCUGAUUAGAUAAUAAAAAUUGAAAAUAUCAAAUCAUAUGUCA
Neodiprion fabricii is the source of this 7173-nucleotide messenger RNA. RefSeq names its product serine/threonine-protein kinase Tao (gene Tao). Gene Ontology annotation, biological process: protein phosphorylation. The transcript is spliced from 12 exons. Lineage: Eukaryota; Metazoa; Arthropoda; Insecta; Hymenoptera; Diprionidae. Gene Ontology annotation, molecular function: protein kinase activity; ATP binding. Bases 523 to 3243 code for a protein of 906 amino acids. The record is from RefSeq and is a predicted model, not a curated record.